Messenger RNA from Aedes albopictus (Asian tiger mosquito), 1965 nucleotides. RefSeq lists its product as uncharacterized. The transcript has a single exon. Bases 1 to 1965 code for a protein of 654 amino acids. Gene Ontology annotation, molecular function: nucleic acid binding; zinc ion binding. The record is from RefSeq and is a predicted model, not a curated record. NCBI's taxonomy places the organism in Eukaryota, Metazoa, Arthropoda, Insecta, Diptera, Culicidae.
AUGCCGGACGAGAAGCGAUUGAAGCCGAAAGAGGUGAAGCGGAAGAGCGUCGUCGAAGCGCUUAAACGGUUGGACCUGUUCCUGACCAAGUUUGAUCCCGAUCAGCAUCAAAGAGAAGUUCCCCAUCGUCUGGAGCGACUGGAGAAAGUGUGGAAUGCGUUCGAAAUCGUCCAAGAAGAAUACGAGGAAUUGGACGACUCUGAAGAGUUCGUCCAGAAGAAUCUAGAGCUAUGCGGUACAGUCGAGGAGAUGUACUUCCGUGUAAAGGCUGGAUUAGUAUCGAAGCUACCAGCACCCGCCGAUACCGUUGCACCCGCUGCGGCUCCAGUUGCACCCGUGGUUCCGAACCCUCUCGCUAACGUGAAGCUCCCGACAAUUUCUUUGCCGGAGUUCGAUGGAGACUUCAAUCAUUGGUUGACAUUCCACGAUACGUUUGUGUCUAUGAUCCAUUCAUCGACGGAGAUAUCUCAAGUCCAAAAAUUUCAUUAUCUCCGGGCAGCUUUGAAGGGCGAAGCUGCGAAUUUGAUUCAGUCGAUCACGAUCACAGCGAACAACUACGCCGUCGCUUGGGACGCGUUGGUGACCCGCUUUUCAAACCGCGCCAUACUUCGGAAGAAACACAUCCGAGCCCUUCUGAAGCAUCCGAAGAUCCCGAACAACAACGUAGAAGCCCUGCACAAAAUCGUGGAUGAAUUCCAGCGCCACACGAAGGUCGUCGAACAACUUGGCGAGCCUGUGGACCAAUUCAGCUCAAUCCUAAUCAAAUUGCUGGAGGACAAACUGGAUGACGCGUCGCUCACGGCGUGGGAGGAAUCCGUCGCCACAGUAGCGCACCCAACCUACAACGACAUGGUCCAAUUCUUGCAAAAGCGAGCCCGCAUACUGGAGACCAUUUCAAUCAACCGUCCUCAGCACACCCCGUCGAAGUCAAAUAACCAACCUCCCGCUUCGAAGAAGUUCCCCUCCACCCGACUUAGUACAAACGUCGCUUCUGACGGAUCGCCCAAAUCGUUCCCAAACUGCCCUGCAUGCGAGAAGCAGAGACAUUCCAUCUUCGACUGCUCCGUGUUCAACGGUCUGGACGCAAAGGGCCGUAUGAAGGUGGUGGCGGACAAAAAGCUUUGCAGCAAUUGUUUCCGCAGUGAUCAUUUUGCCCGCAACUGCCGCUCGAAGUUCAGCUGUAAACACUGCUCGCGGCGGCAUCACUCCAUGAUUCACCCUGGACCAUUUGAGGUGGAUAAGCAGGGAUCUGAUGGCGGUUCCGAGAAUCCGUUGCCCAGCACGUCCAGCGUAGUGACAGCGGUCGCUGCAAUCCCAACACCCGAGGUCGUUUCGACGGCCAAAUCAUCCAACGCCAGCGUGAUUCUGCCAACAGUAGUGCUACUAGUCGUCGACGUCUACGGCCAAGAGCAUAUCGCCCGGGCGCUGCUGGAUACAGGUUCCCAACCCAACGCAAUCAGCGAACGAUUGUGCCAAUUACUUCACCUUCCCCGAAAGGUCGUCAACGUUCCGAUCGCUGGAGUUGAUGGCACUAACACAAACGCUAAAUACGAAGUCCGCACAGAAAUCCGCUCCCGUCUGGUAAAUUUCGCCGAAUCCCUGGAAUUUCUGGUGUUUCGGAAGGUGACUAGCGAUACACCGUCUGUUUCGUUCUCCACCACUCGAUGGGACAUUCCCGACAGGUUUGCUCUCGCUGACCCCGACUUCAACACUCCCAGGAGAGUCGACAUGAUACUCGGCGCUGAACAUUUCUAUUCGUUCAUCCGAGAUGGACGAUUCCGUUUACCAAACCAUGGUCCUUUGCUCGUCGAGACUGUUUUCGGCUGGAUCGUUGCCGGGAAGUUCGAAGAUCCGCAUGAAGCAGGCGAGCGCUCCGUUGUAACUUGUCAUGCGGCGACAGUUACCCCCGUAAACGAACUGCUAGAGCGAUUCUGGCGCAUCGAGGAGCUGCAUGGACCAAACUAA